Molecule: messenger RNA, 858 nt
Organism: Amphimedon queenslandica
Lineage: Eukaryota; Metazoa; Porifera; Demospongiae; Haplosclerida; Niphatidae
Product: espin-like
Exons: 3
Coding region: 1-858 (285 amino acids)
Molecular function (GO): protein binding
Source: RefSeq, a predicted model, not a curated record
AUGGAAGGACGGCUACGUAGAGAACAAGUUAGGGAUGCAUUCAAAAGAAGAGAUCAUGAAGAAGCCGUUCGGUUACUACGCUUACAGGAUCCUGACGUACUUCACCGGUAUGAAGCUGACCUGCUUUAUUAUUCUAUAUGCAAUGGCUGGUUAGAUGUUACAAGAAAUCUCAUCACUAAUUAUCACUUUGAUCCACUUAGUAAGUAUAAUGGUAGAUCCUAUCUUUUUAUAGCUGCUAGAGGUAAUCACGUUGAUAUAAUUAACUAUCUUAUUAAAGUUUGUCAAGUUCCUGGUUCUUACUAUGAUCUAUCUGAUGUGCUUCAUUAUGUAGCAGAAGAAGGCUCACUUGAUGUCUUGAAGUAUGUUGUUAAAUACCUCAUUGAAGAGUGCAACUGUAAUAUAAUGACUCGUCAUCAAUCUGGAAAUACUGUUCUACAUGAUGCAGCUAGUAAAGGAUCACUUGAUGUCUUGAAGUACCUCAUUAAUACUCAUCACUGUAAUCUAAUGAUUACUAACAAUAGUGGUCAGACUAUUCUUCAUCGUGCCGUUAAACACAUAGAUGUCGUAAAGUAUCUCGUCAUUGAGUGCAACUGUAAUGUAAUGGCCACUGAUACAGAUAAAUGGACACCUCUUCAUUAUGCUGUUGGUUGGGGUACAGCUGAAGUUGUUGAAUACUUAUUAUCAACUGGUAAUUGUGAUCCUUUGGCUAAAGACAAAAAGGGGACAACACCAUUGCAACUAGCUAAUAAAUAUAAUGAUACUAUCUUAGCUAUCUUCAAAAAGUUUGGUAACAUUAAAAUAUCUCAUCCAAUUGACUCUUAUGUUAAUGUUCUCCUUGUGGAAAUGUCAAAGGAGUAG